Phytophthora sojae is the source of this 2421-nucleotide messenger RNA. RefSeq lists its product as hypothetical. The coding region runs from base 1 to 2421 and encodes 806 amino acids. The transcript is spliced from 5 exons. NCBI's taxonomy places the organism in Eukaryota, Oomycota, Peronosporomycetes, Peronosporales, Peronosporaceae. The record is from RefSeq and is a predicted model, not a curated record.
AUGACCCACGUUAGAAUUGAAAGCGGCUGCAUGCAAAAGUCGACUGCCAAGGGCGAGGAGGACGAUGCAAGCUUCGAGGACUCGAAGUCGUCCUGGAUUGCGAAGAAUGGACGAGAUUUACUGGAGCCGGUGUUGACGAUGGCAGAAGAAAGCUUCACUGCCGUCAAUAGCCUAGAGUUGAAAGAGGCUGAAGCUCGACAGACAGUCGAGGAGCUCGUACUGGCGGGGGAUGACGGCGAUAUCACGGAAAACAUCACCGACGAGUCUGUACGAGCUUUGGAUGGUUGGAAACAGCAACUUUUGCACGCGCAAAAGGAAAGUGACGUACUCAGCGUGGAAGCCCCGGAGCAGCAUGCUUUGCAACUCAUCAUAUCGUUAUUGGAGUGGCUGCAAGGCUCUCGAUCACUUUUCUAUGAUGAAAUCCUCCCCCUCCAAGAUCUGCGGAUGCUGUGGCCCCUGCCGUAUUUGAAGAACCACGAAAAGGUGGUGCUCGAGUGGACAGAGCGCGUUCACAAGUGUGUGGCCGACAAGCAUGCUCACGUUACUGAGCUUCAAGCUCUCUUGGAUAACGGAAGUGGACUGCUAUUGGAGCAGGGAGCAUUUAAAAUUGUCAUGGAAGAGGCCAAGAAGGCGAGACUUUGGCUCUCCAAGCUCAAGAAACGCUUGAGGGCAUUGAUGACAAAGGGAGUGGGGCGAAUGAGCAUGAGCGCAGCGCGCUCCCUAGUUGAGGAAGGCGAGGAUAUCGCGAUCGACAUGCCAGUGUUCGACUUCUUGAAAGAACACCUGGAGAUUGCGAGUGACUGGGAGAACCGUGUUUUGGCGUCCGGGAUCGAGAACGGCCAGGCGCGGGUGGCAAACUUGCUCGCAUUGCUUAACGAGUAUGAGUGCGCUCGGUUGGUGAUCGACCUCGAUAUGCAUCGGGAUGUACUGAAGUCAGCCACAGAACGCUACUGCAUCUGCCGGCAACCUUUUGACGGACUGAUGAUUGGGUGCGAUUACUGUGAUGACUGGUUCCACGACAGCUGCAUCGGCAUGUCCAAGGAAAAGGCGGAGAAGGUGGAGCACUAUACCUGUCCGUCGUGUACAAUUUUGCAAGAGCUUGAAGCCAUGUUGGAACAGGCAAAAGUUGCCGGUCAACAGGGAAAUUUGUGGGACAUGCAAGAGUACGCGAAGGCCUUCGAGAAAAACCAGGCUAGUGCCUUGCGUAAGGUAAAGCGCGAGGAGAAGACUGUCGAGCGUACUGAAAUGCUGCUUUUUAGCUGCAACAACCAGAUGAACCAGCUUCGGGCGCGGAUUGACGACAUCGAACGCGCUAAGGCAUGUUUGGCCCUUAACCCUCUCGCUGGAAAUGCUAAACAACAAGCACCGAGCAAGCCUCCUACCGUACCAUCAUCGACGCCGGUUCCUCCGAAACUCCCGACGCCGCCACUACUGAAUCCGAUGGCUGCCACACUGAUGGGCAGCACGGAACGCUUGGCGGCUCUGGUAGUCGCCGGGGGCGUGGAGCAGCAGCUGACGAAGAUGAAGAGCGAACACGUGGAGGCGAGCAAGCAAGUGGUCGAGCUUCAGAGCUCGUUGCGUCUGAGUCGAGAACGACUGGCGAAUGCUCAGCAAGCGCUUCGUGAACUCUCUGACGUAUUCCAUGCUCGACAUCGUAUGCUUCCCUUCGCGCAAACGUGGGUGCAACAGGCUGUAUCGCUGCUGAAUAGGACGGCGCUGUUGUCGCGCAAUAACGUCGACUUCUCGGCUUUUCUGCCUCGGGAGUACGCGGCUGUGCUCGCUCAAAUGGAUCAACCUGCUCCGGCCGAUAGUACUGAUCCAUCAACGACGCCAGUGGCUACAAGCAUCGACAAAUUAUUCCCCGGCGUGGACAUGUUUGCUCGGCUGCUUCGCUCGGUAUCAUGGAGUCAAGUGGUGGUGUCGCUGUUGCAAGAGCGGCCGUCGCGCGGUGAAAUCAGCGACGCUAUUGCGUACUCCACAGAGCACGGGCUCUGGGAUGACAAGAAGAUUUUAUCACCGCUGCGCAGCUUGAUCGGUCGAGUGGACGCUUGGGUGUCGCGGGCUCACAAAUGCAUGACGAAAACUGCGAACAAGACGCAGCAGUUGUCACGACUGAAGGUGUUGAUGAACGAGUACUCCAAGCUCCCGUUGACGUAUUCCAAGACCGCCGAGCCAUUGGAUACGUACGUGAAGCUGCUAGCUGCAGAGGCCUCCGCAAUAAAGGCUCUGGAUGAAGCGAUGCAAGCACCGCGUAAGCGGAAGGCGUACACACGGAAAGACAAAGCCCCUGCGGCUCGCUCGGCCAAAAAGGUGAAAAAGCCACAGGAUGCUGCAGGUGAAGCGGGUAAAGUAUUAUCAUCGACUCGAUCCGCUGCCUCUGCGUCAGCAGCCACUGCAACCAAGCAAAGCGCGUCAACAUGA